Pleurotus ostreatus (oyster mushroom) is the source of this 780-nucleotide messenger RNA. RefSeq lists its product as uncharacterized. Gene Ontology annotation, cellular component: membrane. Gene Ontology annotation, molecular function: monoatomic ion channel activity. Lineage: Eukaryota; Fungi; Basidiomycota; Agaricomycetes; Agaricales; Pleurotaceae. The record is from RefSeq and is a predicted model, not a curated record. Bases 1 to 780 code for a protein of 259 amino acids. Gene Ontology annotation, biological process: monoatomic ion transport; transmembrane transport. The transcript is spliced from 4 exons.
AUGCCACCACUUCCAGACGUUGAAUACGGCGAUACGGAUCCAUUGAACCGCGACGCUUUCUACGAGCAGCCGCAGUCUCAGCCUGCUCCCACUCGUUCUAUCUAUGCUCUCACACGAAGUGAGAUAACGAAAGGCCUCGCAAACCGAUUCGUGCACUCGCGGACGUACAUAUUCUUGUAUCUCGGCAUGGCCGCCCUGUCAGUCACAACAGUAGCUCUGAGCUUGGCGGAUGGAUGUCCAGGACUGGCGUUCUACAUAUUGGAAAUAAUAAUCAACACAGCAAUGAUACUGGAAGUCGGCAUUCGGUUCGUUGCCCUUGGGCAGCAAUUCUGGAAAUCACCGUUCAACGUUGUUGACCUAAUUCUAACGCUAUUCUGCGCCCUGACGUUGAUGGUGCUAGCCUUCGCGAAGUGCGGAGCGGGGAGUAAGGAAGAGGAAAUUUUCGACACGUUGUUGUUGGUCGCCCGUAACGUCCUCCAAUUCGGCCGCCUAGCAGCGGUCAUGAGACAAUCGGGGCAGUCCAUCUUUUCCCGUCCAAAACCCAUUGAUAUCAAUGCUGCGAGACGUGCAGGCUACAGCCUUGACCUCGAUAUUGAUAGUGACCACGAGGAGGAGGAUGAGCUUGCGCGACCGUUGGUUGGCAGGAAUCCCGUCCUGUUUGAUGCGGGAGCGGAACAACGGCCAAACGAUGCGCAGCGAGGCGCGUUCACACCCAUGCCGAAAGCUGUGAAUGCAGCGCGCGAUCGAGACGAUGAGGAUGUGUGGGCUUCGAUGGGGUGA